ACACUCUUAGGCCCAAGAGUUGUCGGCAAUAAAAAUUCCCUUGAGAUAUAUGUUAUGGUGUAUAUAUACACUCCCCGACCUCCAUUCAUUCAUCACUUCAUUCAUAAUUGAUCUCCGCUUUCUCUCACCGGCAAGAAAAUGGAACAAGAAAACAAAAUGGAGGAGGAGCCUUUGCUCACAGGGAAGAGCGAGGAGAAAGGGAGACUCGAGAGGCUGAGUUCGUAUCAGUACCUGGGGAGGUCAGGUUCCGUAAUUCCGGCGACUUCUCUGGCCGGAACCGAAGUCAGCGUCGACGAGAUUCGAUCUGCUGCUGCUACUGCUACUUCUUCCGAUCGAUACUACCCUCCUUCUCUUCACGCCCCCUUGAUCAGCUCCCCUGAACCUGAUCCUAAUGAGAAAAAUAUCGUUUAUGAGGGUGGAUACGGUGGAACUAAUGAAUUUCAGAGGCAAAUACUGGAUGAGGUUGAAAUACGAGAAUUGCUUAUUGAUCAUGUUGGCCAUCGUUGCUGUUGGGGAAGUCGUCCAGCUCGAACCUGGAAAAUUCAGGCAGUGGAAGACUGCAAUGUCUAUGUUGGAACUUUAGAGACUUUUAUUGAGGAGAGGGAAAUAGUUACGGAAAUAGAGCCAUUCCUUGGUGGCAACGUUGACGGAAAGGAUAAGGGUCCAGAACUUGCAAUCUGGGAAUUGGAUUUAAGGUCUGAAUUCCCUGUUUUAUUUACACCUCACAAAGACUCGCGAUCCAAGAUUCCUCAUUCUGAAGCUAUUGAGAAAUGCUCAGGUUGUACAGGACGAGGGAAUAUUGUAUGUUCCACUUGCAAUGCAGAUCAAGAACCUGGAUUUUACAAGGAAAAUCAGAUGUUGCAGUGUCCUGCCUGUUAUGGGAGGGGUCUGCUUGCUCAUAAGGAUGGAUCUGAUUCAAUAUGUGUGAAGUGUGAUGGCAAGGGAAAGAUCCCAUGUGCAACCUGUGGAUCUCGUGGUUUGAUUAAAUGUCAGACAUGUAAAGGCAGUGGUUCUCUCUUGAAACGCAAUAUCGCCAUAGUUAAAUGGAAGACUAUCGCUACUCGAAAAGUAAGUGCAACUAGUGGAGCUGCCUCAGUUCCAGACGAUGUGUUCCACAGAGCCAAAGGGGUCCAGUUAUGCAACACUCAAGCCUAUCAGUGUACUCCCGCCUUUUUUGCAGAUUCAUUCUUCCUAAACAAGUUCUCCUCCGAAGUACUUGCCGAAAGGUCCCCAGUGCCACCUACUGCCCGCGUGAUAUGCGAGAGGCAUACAAUCUCUGUUGUCCCGGUGACUCGUGUCACUAUGGUUGAUCGUAAACGGCCUUUCAGUUUCUAUAUCAUUGGUUUUAGCAGAGAGGUAUACUUGAAGGAGUACUACCCAGCUAGGUUUUGCUGGGGACUCUGCCCUUGUUUGGAUUGGUUGAAAAUAUAAUUGAUCGGCUUUUCCAUCUCCAAGUCGAGGAGUAUUAGAGAGUUACGCAAUGGCACCGAAUUAGCUCUGGUGAUUUAUCGGCAGCCACAGUUUUCUUUCUUAUGAAGUCCUCCAGUAUAAUUCGUUUCAGGCUUCUGCUUGUUUUUGUACCGUUUGGUGGAAAAAUUGGUUCCUGUUUUACAUUUUCCUCAGCUUUGGUGGAAUAAAAUAAUCUUGCUUGCUUGUUUUAA
Rhododendron vialii is the source of this 1661-nucleotide messenger RNA. RefSeq lists its product as uncharacterized. The coding region runs from base 139 to 1431 and encodes 430 amino acids. The record is from RefSeq and is a predicted model, not a curated record. NCBI's taxonomy places the organism in Eukaryota, Viridiplantae, Streptophyta, Magnoliopsida, Ericales, Ericaceae. The transcript has 7 exons.